GGAGACCAUACCAACUGAUUAGACAGAGUGAAAACCAUACCAGCUGAUGAGACAGACUGCUCUGUGAGUGGAGACCGCUGCCCAUGCGUCCAGCACCUCCGAUGGAGAGCUGCAUAGAGAGACUGUUUGCACUCACAGCGAGGGGCAUGAGAGCUGCACACAGGUGAGAGUGUCUGCUUCAGAAAACACUGGCCAGCUGCACAAUCAAGAGGUUCUUUUUAAUGAAGGCGUGUGGGUGCUUUGGUGAGGGAGAGGGUAUGUGCGUCUGAGGGUGAGUGUGCACUCAUGCCAUUGAUCCCAUGGCACAAUCCUGCACGAAAGCACAGUUGUUGGUUCUGAAAACCAAAGUGGACCCAGUGUAAAUGGGAGCAGUCCUGGAAUUGGAGGAGUAAUCCUGUGGUCCAGAGAGGGAAGGAUGUCAUCUGGAUAUUGAGGUGUGCAUUCCUCUACAUACCAUACUAUGGAUACUGGUUGUAUUGUAGUGCUGGAAAGAUAUAGGAGGCAAAUCCUACUCAAACUGCAUCUUCUUGUAUGACCAAAGAUACUUUAUUUAGUUUUAUUUUUUUACCCAUAACUGGGAGAUGGAAUGGACACUCACUUAAUGUGAGGUGACACUCAGCAAAAUAGUCACUGAGAACAUCUCUGGUUUCCACACAUAGCUCUCCUUACUUGCUCUUUCUAAACAGCAUUGCUGUACUGCUCAAUCUCUUGCAGUUUUUUUGGAGUUAUUUUACAUUUUCACAAUGGAGCCUUGGAGACAGUGUGCCCAGUGGUUGAUACGAUGCAAGGUGCUACCACCCCACCACAGGGUUACCUGGGACACAGCUCAGGUGUUUGACCUGGCACAGACCCUCCGGGAUGGUGUUCUACUAUGCCAACUGCUUAAAAAUCUGAUGCCCAACUCAAUAAACUUGAAGGACAUCAAUUUACGUCCACAAAUGUCCCAGUUUCUGUGUUUGAAGAAUAUCCGGACAUUUCUGUGUGUUUGCUGCGAUGCAUUUGGAAUGAAGAAAAAUGACCUGUUUGAAGCUUUUGACUUAUUUGACGUGCGGGAUUUUGCAAAGGUCAUUGAAACUUUAUCUAAGCUCUCCCACACAUCCAUUGCACUUACUGUCUGUAUAAGGCCUUUCCCCACAGAGGAAAGCAUUCAAGAUGAAGAUAUCUACAAAUCUCUUCCUGAUUUACUUGAUGAAUCUGGGGUGGGCGAUGAUGAAGAGCUGUAUUAUGACUGCGUGUACACAGAAGAUGAAGGUGGUGAAGUAUAUGAAGACUUGAUGAAGGCAGAAGCUGCUGUUCCUAACAGAAACGCAGAGAGUGAUGUCCGGAGCUGCUGUCUUCUCGAAAUAAAGCAGACUGAAGAGAAAUACUCAGAAACUCUAGAAUCCAUUGAGAAGUUCUUCAUGGAGCCCUUGAAAAAAUUCUUGCCAGCAACAGACAUGCAAAAAGUAUUUAUUAAUAUCAGUGAGCUGGUAAAAGUACACAGGAGUCUGAUGAUGGAGAUUACCGAUUCAAUCAACCACAGAAACAGCCUGAACCUUCACAUGGUCUUCCUGACAUACAAGGAGAGACUUCUCAUCUAUGGGGAAUACUGCAGCCACGUGGAAUCUGCCAUUUCAGACUUGGAUAAUAUUUCUAAGACCAGAGAAGAUGUGAAAUUAAAACUAGAGGAGUGUUCGAAACGUGCGAACAAUGGAAAGUUCACUCUCCGAGACCUCCUGGUUGUUCCUAUGCAGAGAGUUCUAAAAUAUCAUUUGUUACUCCAGGAGCUUGUGAAACACACUACUGAUCCUACGGAAAAGAACAACCUGCGCGUGGCACUGGAUGCAAUGAAGGAUUUAGCACAGUACGUCAAUGAGGUGAAGAGAGACACAGAAACACUGAGGGAAAUUGACCAAUACCAGCAUUCCAUUGAGAACUUGAAUCAAUCCCUAUCACUGUUUGGAAGACCAAAGGUGGAUGGAGAAGUUCGGAUCAGUACACUGGACAAGUGGGCCCGUCAGGACCGGUAUAUAUUCCUGUUUGAUCAAGCCGUCAUUGUGUGCAAGAGGAGAGGUGACAAUUAUGAAAUGAAGGAAAUCAUAGAUCUACAGAAAUACAAAAUUACUAACAACCCAAGUACAGACAAAGAAAACAAAAAGUGGUCGUAUGGUUUUUUGCUCACACACGUGCAGGGACAGAACGGCUUUCAAUUUUACUGCAAAACUAGAGACCUGAAGAAAAAAUUGUUAGAACAGUUUGAGAUGGCCCUCUCCAAUAUUCGCCCAGUGGAUGCAACGGCAAAUUGUCACGAGUUCAAAAUGAACACGUUUGAUCGCGUUACGUCCUGCCGUGUUUGUCAGAUGCUUCUCAGGGGGACUUUCUUCCAAGGUUACCUGUGUCCGAAGUGUGGUACUGGAGCCCACAAAGAGUGCCUAGGCAGAGUGGAAACAUGUGGGCGCGGAGAUUCUGCCAAUGCCAAGUUAGGGACGGAAAAUGGACCCCGGAAGACAGUCAAAUACAAAGAUCCAGGUUUGCCAAAGAUGCAGGUUAUUAGAAAUUAUUGUGGAUUGCCGCCACCCUCUGCGUUUGAUGGGCCACCUCUUUGUAUAUAUGCAGGAGACAUCAUUGAAGUAAUGAAAGCUGAUGCUCAUAGCGUAUUUUGGCAGGGCAGAAAUCUAUCCACUGGAGUUUUGGGCUGUUUCCCAAGUGAUGCAGUUAAACCUUGCCCGUGUGUACCAAAGCCUGUGGAUUAUUCUGAUCAGCCCUGGUAUGCAGGAGCAAUGGAGAGAGUGCAAGCAGAAUGUGAACUAACGAACAGGGAGAACAGUACCUACCUCAUUCGAUUAAGGGCAAAGGAAAGCGGAGAGUACGCAAUCAGUAUUAAGUAUAACAACGAAGUGAAGCACAUCAAGAUAUUAACGAGAGAUGGCUUUUUCCACAUAGCAGAAAAUAGGAAAUUUAAAAGUUUAAUGGAGCUAGUAGAGUAUUAUAAACAUCAAUCUCUUCGAGAAGGAUUCAGGAGUUUGGAUACAACUCUACUCCGUCCCUAUAAGGCUCCAGAAAUUCAAGCUGGGCAAACAAGCAACCGAUCAUCAGGGAUGUCAACGUCUGUGCUGUGUGGGUUUGCUUUUGUAACUGAGCCUGAGUACAGCUUUCUGCCCCCCUCCACCGCUCCCUUCUGGUCAGUUCUCAGCCCCAAGAUUUUAGGUAUUGCCAUUGCUCGAUAUGAUUUUUGUGCACGAGAUAUGAGGGAAUUGUCCCUCUUCAAGGGUGACGUGGUGAAGAUCUACACAAAGGCUGGAACAAAUGGCUGGUGGAGAGGAGAGUCUAAUGGGAAGGUUGGUUGGUUUCCAUCCACAUACGUAGAAGAAGAUGAUUGAGUGCAAUAUAGAGUAAUUGCAGAGUACGACACUGAAUAGGAGAUCCAGAAGCUGGAGAAUGUGUGCAUUUAAAAAUAUUCUGCUUACAACAGAAGGACAUCUCAGAAGAACAUGUCAGAAGGCUAUUGUCACUGCAUUUUACUGUAUACAUUGGUAGUGCAGUCCCCAAAGCUGCCAUAGAACUCAUGAACAUAAAUUGCAGCUUUGGUCAACAGGUGAUCAAGAGGUCUUUAAGAACAGUGGUUUAUCUGAGCCGCGAUCGAAGAUACGCUUCUCUUGUAGCCAGGGUGGUCUGAGUCUGCCAUAGUCCCAUUUUAAACAUGCAGUGCAAUUGAAGACAAUACUCUUAUCCUAGAGAGUCUGCUAUUAACUUGCCUACCUGAUGCUAUAUUGCGAUAUUCAGAUGCCAUCUUUGAUAUAUACCAAGACUUUUUCAAUGCAUCCAGCAGAACUGGUACACCAGAAACACACUGCCAUUUCACUAAUGGUUUGCAAUCUUCAACUGUAAAAUUACAAGUGGAAAUUAUUUUGUGAAGUAUAUUUAAUUCUAUGUUUAUGUUGUACAAAAACACUUAUUUUUUCCCAAAUUUGGUUAUAAAUGUACAUUUUAUUCCUGCUUUUUAAUUUACCGCUACUUCUAAAGAGACAAAAAAAAGUUUUAGUUUGGAUCAUGAUCCCUCUGAGAUAGGUAUUAAAGUCUGAUCACCCUUGUUCUUUUUGCACUGAUAUUUUCUAUGUCCUGUUUGAUGUCAUUUUAAAAACGUUGCAUUCAAUGGGCUUUCUGUAUGGACAGGCAUAUGUGCACAUUAUAUUACUCUCUUUAAAGUCCAAAGAGAAAAGUAAACCGUAAGGUCAGGUCUGUAAAUGGCUAUUGAUUCAAUUGAAAACGUCCGCUGUAAAACUGCUAGAAAACAAGUUUAAAAAGUAUGCAUAUAUACGCAGUAAUCGUAAUAUCCAUGAAUUAUGAUGAAACUGCAAAUUUCAAUCACAGUGCGAUAUAGAUGAAGAGUUUGCAUUUCCACAUUUAAUAAUAUUUGCUUGUAACAUACAAAUUCUGGACAGUCUAUGGAAUCAUGUCAGUGUUGAAAUGUUAAAGAGUUCUAUAUUUUUAAGUGUCCAUAUAAUUUGGGUAAUGUCUUACGUAGACGAGGUUUGCAGGGUUCUUGUUUCAAUGUCCUGCGUGUUAAAACUCUUCAAAGUUCCUGAUGCGUGUUCAGUGUUAGCUUUCUGUGUAUGCUCAUUGCACCUUGUUCUAUAGAUACAUUUAUAAAAAGAAGAAAUUAUGAAAUGUAUUUGUCUCAUUUUACUGUGCAAACCAAAAACAAAAAAAAACAUAAAGCUAUUGCUUAAUAAAUUGUUCCCUACUUCUUCAUAA
Pelobates fuscus (common spadefoot toad) is the source of this 4734-nucleotide messenger RNA. It is a transcript of the gene VAV3, whose product is annotated as vav guanine nucleotide exchange factor 3. Gene Ontology annotation, molecular function: protein binding; guanyl-nucleotide exchange factor activity. The transcript is spliced from 28 exons. Bases 744 to 3359 code for a protein of 871 amino acids. Lineage: Eukaryota; Metazoa; Chordata; Amphibia; Anura; Pelobatidae. Gene Ontology annotation, biological process: intracellular signal transduction; regulation of GTPase activity; cell migration. Gene Ontology annotation, cellular component: cytoplasm; plasma membrane. The record is from RefSeq and is a predicted model, not a curated record.